UGCCUCCCUUGCAUUGCUUUCGCAGGGGCCGUCUGCUGUUUCAAGCUCAUCGGGACAGUUCAGAGGGCUUAGUUAUGAACUUUACUGUUAUUUAAAUUCUGGAUAUUGUACAUUUUGGACAGUCGAUCUGCUUUUCAUCGUAUAUCACAGUUUCCAGGCUGAUAUAGAUCUAGUGAUAUUCUACAAUGUCUCGACAAGGGAAUCGCGCUGGUGAUCCCAGAAAAGUGAAUGGAGAAUUAUUCACACUGACAUACGGAGCUUUAGUGGCCCAACUGAUCAAAGAUUAUGAAAAUGAUGAACAAGUUAAUAAGCAACUGGACAAAAUGGGAUACAACAUGGGUGUGCGCCUAAUUGAGGACUAUCUUGCUCGUGCCAAUACUGGGCGAUGUAAUGAUUUCAGAGAGACAGCUGAUGUAAUAGCAAAGGUAGCCUUCAAAAUGUACCUUGGUUUGACUCCGGUGGUAAGCAACUGGAGCGCUGCUGGUGAUGAAUUUUCUCUUCUGCUCGAAUCAAACCCUCUCACAGAGUUUGUUGAGCUUCCCCCUGGUCACUCAAACCUGAAUUAUUCCAACAUCAUGUGUGGCAUCCUAAGGGGUGCUUUGGAAAUGGUACAGAUGGAUGUGGAUGUAAGAUUUGUGCAGGACACCUUAAAGGGGGACAACAUUACCGAGAUAAGGCUCAAGUUCAUCAAACGGUUGGAGGAUGCUGUUCCAGUUGGAGAAGACUAAAAAAUAUUCGGGGUUUUUUUCUGUUUUUCAGUGUGUUUGAUCUACCUGAAUGUCCUCUGCUUAGUGUAAGACUCCGCCAUACGUUGUUUUGAAAAGUUGCGUAUGACAGAGCCUUACACUGUGCAGUCAGUGUGCUGGAUGUGUGUAUGUGUAACUGAAUGUCAUACACUUCAAGGGAGUGUACUGGAUGAUUUUGUUUUAAAAGUGUUGGUAGUUGCAAUUUUGUAAUGAUUCUAUGGUACAGGUACUACUUUUCUGUGGACAUAUAUAUUUGGAUGUUUUCACGUAGGGACCAAGUUUUAGUCUUGAGUUAUCUUUAUGCUAUGCAGCAAUAUGUAGGUACAUGCACCUGGCAUUUUAAUUAAUUCUUUGGUUCGGUUGUCAAUAUUAUUGUCAUAUAUUUAGGUAGGUACGGUACUCAAAAACAACCUUUGCGCUGAGGAGGGAAAGAUGCUAUUUUUCACACCGUUCUAUCCAUAAGUCUCAAAGUUUAUAUUCUCUGCGUGGAAAAGCAAAAUACAUGCCUAGAAAGAGUGUCUUUUUGCUGUUUCUUUCAUACUAGUGACGUGUACAAAAGAUAUUAUCUUGUGCUUGCUUUUGUGGAGCAAAACUAGUGUAUGUGCCAUUUUUUUAAGCUGCUGUGACUGACAAACCAGGGAGUGACUUCCUUUCACUUUCAUCAUUCAGCAAACCAUGUCAAAAUUCAGUAUUGGGCAAUAAUUUCAUUUUCUUCAGCAGUGCAUGGGCUUUCCACAUCAAACUUAUUUAUGAUAAAUAACAAGGUCAAUUAAGUGUACUGCCGUACUUGAUGGUAAAUAGGUAGCUCUAUUAAGUAGGCUGGUGCACGCUAGCAUAUAUAGCUAUGCGGACCUCUUUAAUCAAGGUGACCAGAGUCAUUUGAUCAAGUGAGAUGUACCUGUUUUGGUAAUGGAUAGCUUUCUUACUUAAAAGAAUGAAAUUAAACAUCUUGAUAAGAUUAAAUUAAUUAAUAGUUGUUACAAAUUUUUUAAUUAUCUAUGAAACUGAUCUAAUUGCAACAAAACUUGAAGAUCAAAACCUCAGUCCAAAUGCCUUUUGAGUUCCUCAUGUCAUUGUCACACCCCUCAGAAGUCUGUAUCAAGGUGAAUGUCUGCUGUGUGCAUCUUGUAGAGUCUGUUGUUCCUCCAACCGAGUUGGCAAGAAGCUGAUACAUGUCCACAAGACGCUUACUUUUUUCCCCAAAGUUCAUUUUGUAUAUUUUGUCGAUUGUUGUGCUGUGGAAAAAAAAGGGAUCUAGUGCAAUGUUGAGUGACAUGAAAGAAAGUGAAUGUAUUGAAACUGUAUGGUUUUAGUCUUAAAAAGGCUUUCAUAGUUGAAAUAAAUCCUCCCAAUGGUGUGCAGCAUCUCUAGUGAAUCGAA
This is a messenger RNA of Aplysia californica (California sea hare), 2126 nucleotides long. Its product is annotated as trafficking protein particle complex subunit 3. Gene Ontology annotation, cellular component: TRAPP complex; cytosol; cis-Golgi network membrane. NCBI's taxonomy places the organism in Eukaryota, Metazoa, Mollusca, Gastropoda, Aplysiida, Aplysiidae. The transcript is spliced from 5 exons. The record is from RefSeq and is a predicted model, not a curated record. The coding region runs from base 186 to 728 and encodes 180 amino acids. Gene Ontology annotation, biological process: intra-Golgi vesicle-mediated transport; endoplasmic reticulum to Golgi vesicle-mediated transport.